CUACGACAAAUAUAUGGAAUUUGAAAGACUUGUUCAAAGUUUAAUUCCAGUCAUAUUUGGAUUGAUAGUUCUAGUGGGAAUAGUAGGAAACGCUCUAGUGAUAGUUGUGAUCCUGGCGAAGAAAAAACUUCAGAACACAACCAACAUCUUGGUUGUAAGUCUCGCUACUGCUGACCUUUUGUUCGUGGUGUUUUGUGCCUCUUUCACGGCUGCGAACUAUGCAAUAUCCUACUGGCCAUUCGGAAACGUUUGGUGUAAACUGGUUAACUUUAUAUCACACGUCUGUGCUUAUGCCAGCGUCUGGACCUUGGUGCUUCUGUCUAUAGAUCGAUACAUUGCUGUGGUUCACCCGGUUCUCUCAAAACGAAUAAGAAAUCGGCAAAACACUUGUAUUUUGGUCCUCGUGACUUGGACUUUGAUCUGUUGUGGUAAUUUUCCGAUUCUCUUUCAAUACGGUAUUGUACACUACACGUGGAUGGGACAAAAUAGAUCGGCCUGUGUGAAUCUUGCAGGAGUCGGAAACAAACUUGUAUUUAAAGUUUUUUACGGUUGUUUCUUUGCACUUGGUUACGCCUUACCACUUUCCUUGAUUAACUUGUGUUAUGGUUGUCUAUUAAAAACACUCUGUCGUCGUUCUCACUUGAGACAAAAGAGUCAACGAACGACCAAAUUCGUCAUCACUUUCGUAGUUGCCUUUGCUAUUUGUUGGCUUCCGAUCCAAGUCAUUCUGAUCGUACAGACCUUUACUGAUUAUGAAAUAACCAUAGGUUCCACUGCCGUGUUGAUGACUGCUAACUGCCUGGCUUAUGCGAAUAGCUGUAUUAAUCCGUUAUUGUAUGCCAUCCUUUCGGAGAACUUUCGAAGAUAUUUGAGAAAUUCAACAUGUUUUUCGAAACCUGUGUAUUUUGCAGACCGAAGAGGAACAAGAGAAACUCUUGUUCUUUCAAAGGCAUAG
Molecule: messenger RNA, 955 nt
Organism: Saccostrea cuccullata (small rock oyster)
Lineage: Eukaryota; Metazoa; Mollusca; Bivalvia; Ostreida; Ostreidae
Product: allatostatin-A receptor-like
Exons: 1
Coding region: 14-955 (313 amino acids)
Biological process (GO): G protein-coupled receptor signaling pathway
Cellular component (GO): plasma membrane
Molecular function (GO): neuropeptide Y receptor activity
Source: RefSeq, a predicted model, not a curated record